CUGCGGGUUGAUUUUACUUCUGAUUUGGAAACUGAACAGACACCUGCAUCGAUCUGCACCGAAAAUAGUUCAACCCGAUUUCUUGUAUUCAAUUGAUUUUACUAUUCUUUUGAGACAUAUACAAUCAGAUCAAUCAGACAAAACUGAGAAGGAAAGCAAGGCACACAUAUCUAUAAGUUACUAAGAACAGGAGCGUUCUGUCUGUACAGAGAGCAGUCUCGCUUGGAGGACGGGGCUUACUGAGUUUGAGUGCGGGUUCUAAGGCUACGGUUGAGAUUUGGAUAAAGAAGGGUCGAGUAAUAAAAGGAUAUUUGAACCUACAUUUAUUACAAUUAUUUAAAAAAAUAUAUUAAGGCUAUAGCUUCAAUAAAUAAAACGUUUCUAUUAAAAUAUAACAAACAUAAAGCAUAAUACGGUAGCAAAAUAAUACAUUUGAGACACUAAACAAAUAAAAUAAACACACAGACACAUAUAUAUUUUUGAAAAUAAAUAAAUACAACUUUGGUAACCAUGGAACGUUUUCGUAUGGUGUUCCAGUUCUUCCAAUCCAACACUGAAUCCGUAGCGAACGGCAUAUGCGCUAUGCUGACUCUGGCUAGCGUGAAGAUGUACACCAUCUUCGAUUUCAACUGCCCUUGCCUUCCCAAGUACAACGUGCUGUACGGCAUGGGGGUCAUGUUCAUCCCGCCAGUGGUGCUGUUCUUUGUCGGGAUCAUCGUCAACAAGCACUCGGUUAUGAUGCUGGAGGAGUGGACGAGACCCACUGGAAAGCGCAAAAAGAACCCAGCUAUUAUCAAGUUCAUGUUCACAAACUUGAUUCAAAGAGCCAUGGUUGCCCCCGUGGUAUGGAUCUUAGUGACCCUGCUGGAUGGAAAGUGCUUCAUCUGUGCCUUCAGUGUCAGCGUGGACCCCAGCAGAUUUAAUGGCCUCCCAAAUGUGACAGGCUUGGAUAUAACCCGUGUCCUGGCCAAAGUCUCCUGUAAGGAGGACAUCAUCUUCCAGAACAACACCUCCCGGAAAGCUGUGUCCCGGUACCUGCGCUGCUGGUCCCAGGCUCUGGGCUGGAGCAUCCUCCUCUUUCUGAUCAUACUCGCGGUCGUGGCUCGCUGCCUCAAGCCCUGCUUCGACCACGCCGCCUUCCUGCAAACCCGCUACUGGAGCAACUACGCAGACCUCGAGCAGAAGCUCUUCGAUGAGACCUGCAGCACACACGCCCGUGAAUUCGCACGCAAGUGUGUCAUCCAGUUCUUCGAGAGCAUGCACGAGGAGAUGUGUCAGGGCAUGAUACUGCCCCUCGAUGAAGAGGAUGACCACCUGCACGGCAUUACGUCUCGCAAACAGGUCAACGAGCUGCUCCAAGCCUGGUACCGCUCCAAGCCUGACCUGGACGUCACCAAGAUAGCCCAGCGGCAGUACCGCCGAGCUCGGGUCCGAGUCACCUGGGAGGGGGAUCAGAACAAAGGCCGGCAAGCCUUCAAGCCAAACGGACACUCUACCCAUACAGACGUCUAGUACAGAUCCAAUAUACAUGGAAUACUAUCACUAGUAAUGCUAGUACUGUACUUGUCUUAUAAUGUACUAUUAUAAGACAAGCGGUGAUAUAUACAUAUGUGCCAGUUCUUGUACGUUGCAAGUUUUGUUAAAUAAAAUGUCUAUUGUUUAAAGAUCCCUUUGAAAGCUUUUUUUUUAUUCUAUUUUUUAAUUUGUUUUUGC
This is a messenger RNA of Acipenser ruthenus (sterlet), 1713 nucleotides long. Its product is annotated as calcium homeostasis modulator protein 3-like. The record is from RefSeq and is a predicted model, not a curated record. The transcript is spliced from 3 exons. Gene Ontology annotation, molecular function: monoatomic cation channel activity. Bases 511 to 1512 code for a protein of 333 amino acids. Lineage: Eukaryota; Metazoa; Chordata; Actinopteri; Acipenseriformes; Acipenseridae.